AUGGAUGUUAAUGUAAGUCUAGACUUGACAGAUCAUCAGUAUUGCUUCAUUGCAAUAAGCAAGUCAUGUAUUAAAGAAUACAGAUCUUCUGCAACAAAAAUAUGUUUAUAUGUAAUAUUUUCUCUUGGGCUAACAUUGACAUUAUGUGGAAAUGGAGUCGUGAUACUAUCAAUAUCAUACUUCAAGCAGCUUCAUACACCAACCAACUUUCUGGUUCUUUCUCUGGCUGUGGCAGACUUUCUCAUUGGACUGGUUGUUAUGCCUUUCAGUAUGAUAAGGACUAUAGAAACUUGUUGGUUCUUUGGGGAGUCAUUCUGUCUUUUCCACUCCAGUCUAGAUAUAUCUUUAACAACUAUUUCAGUUUUUCAUCUUAUGUUUAUUGCUGUUGAUAGGUACUAUGCAAUUUGUCAGCCACUGUUUUACCCCUUUAGGAUAACAAACCACAUAAUAUUAGUAUUCAUUACAAUUAGCUGGAUAUUGCCUGUUGCCUACUCAUAUGGCAUUAUAUAUACAAAGUUUGGUAUUUUAGAGAGUUAUGUCUCUGCUUUGUCUUGUCAAGGACAAUGUGUGCUUAUAAUCAAUGCAUUAUGGUCACCUGUACAUGCUUUGUUCUCCUUUUUUAUACCCUGUUUGGUAAUGUUAGGUAUGUAUGCAAAAAUUCUUUUUGUAGCCAAAAAGCAUGCAAAAGUCAUCCAUAGUACAGAGCAAAAUCAUUCUUUGAAGGAAAACAGGAAACAUUACCAAAAAAGGGAAAGCAAGGCCACAAAGACUUUAGCAAUUGUAAUGGGUGUAUUUAUAUUUUGCUGGCUACCUGUUUUUGUUGAUGUAAUUGCUGAUCCAUAUAUGAAUUUUAUCACACCCACUGUUGUGUAUGAUGCUAUGGUAUGGCUAGGGUAUUUUAACUCAACAUUCAAUCCACUGAUCUAUGCAUUCUUUUACCCAUGGUUUCAAAAAGCCUUGCAAUGCAUUUUGACCUGCAGAAUACUUGGACAUGCUUCUGCUACUAGAAAUCUCAUUACAGAGCAUAAUUAA
This is a messenger RNA of Protopterus annectens (West African lungfish), 1032 nucleotides long. RefSeq names its product trace amine-associated receptor 13c-like. The transcript has a single exon. Gene Ontology annotation, cellular component: membrane. The record is from RefSeq and is a predicted model, not a curated record. Lineage: Eukaryota; Metazoa; Chordata; Ceratodontiformes; Protopteridae. The coding region runs from base 1 to 1032 and encodes 343 amino acids. Gene Ontology annotation, biological process: G protein-coupled receptor signaling pathway. Gene Ontology annotation, molecular function: trace-amine receptor activity.